Molecule: messenger RNA, 1014 nt
Organism: Drosophila takahashii
Lineage: Eukaryota; Metazoa; Arthropoda; Insecta; Diptera; Drosophilidae
Gene: Flad1
Product: Flavin adenine dinucleotide synthetase 1
Biological process (GO): FAD biosynthetic process
Molecular function (GO): FMN adenylyltransferase activity
Source: RefSeq, a predicted model, not a curated record
UUUUUUUUGCUUUUAAUACGAAAUGUGAUGUAAUUUUUGGCUGGCUGAUAAGCCAAAUCAGUUGCACUUCAACCGCCGCAGCAUUUACCACGUUAAAACUAAAGUUUAACUUGUGACGUCAUCGCUACUGCUGGCCAGGGCAAGGCCACGCCCCCGCCCACUAAACACAAUGAACGCCUCCAAAGCCAACAACAACAUCCAAAACAACAUAAUAACCCAGAAAAAGCAUUUGUUUGCGGAGAAGCGUAGCAUGAUGACGUCAUCGGGAUCAGGAUCAUCGAAGGAUCUUUCUAAUAUUCCCCGGGAAAUUCCCCCCGCCGACCGCCUGGCCAUCGAGGAGCGGCAGCGAAAGGCCUUCGAAUUCUUCGCGCAGACCCUGCAAAUCUACGGCGUCGAGGAGCUGAUCUUCUGCUUCAACGGCGGCAAGGACUGCACCGUCCUCCUCGAUCUCCUCAUGCGCUUCCUGCGCCAGGAGAGCAUCUCCAGCGGCGACAUUCCCAUGCUGUACAUCAAGUCGGGUGACUCCUUCCCGGAGAUCGAUCACUUUGUGGACAGAUGCGUCCGCAACUAUCGCGUCCAGCUGGUGGAGUACGAGGGCUCGCUCAAGGAGGCCCUCACCCACAUGUCCGCCGACAUGCCGCGCAUCCGGGCCGUCUUCGUAGGCAGCCGGAACACGGAUCCCUACUGCCAGCACCUGGCGCCCAUGCAGCCCACGGACAACGACUGGCCGCCGAUGAUGCGCCUGAAUCCCCUGCUGGAGUGGAGCUACCACGACGUCUGGCACUACAUCCACCUGAACUCGGUGCCCUACUGCAGUCUGUACGAUCGGGGCUACACCUCGAUCGGCAAUCGAUCCAACACGAUUCCCAAUCCGCACCUCAGACGCCCGGAAUCGGAGUGCGACUGUGCCUGUGCCUGCUCCUGCGAUCCGGGUGGCUACCGACCCGCCUGGGAGCUCGAGGAUCCCACCCUGGAGCGUGCCGGUCGCCUGCCCAGGAAGUAGGACUAAGGAUC